AUGAAGUUUUCCCACGCUCUCCUUGGGGCUGGCCUCUUGGGCAGUGCUCUGGCUGAUAUUGACCCUAUCAUCAUCAAGGGGUCCAAGUUCUUCUACUCCAGCAACAACACUCAAUUCUACAUUCGUGGUAUUGCCUACCAACAGGACUACUCGAGCAAUGGUACCACUGAUGGCAGCAACACUUAUAUCGACCCCUUGUCGGACGCCACUCUGUGCAAGCGUGACAUUCCCGUCUUCCAGGAGCUAAACACCAACACCAUCCGUGUUUACGCCAUCGAUCCCACCGCCAACCACACGGAGUGCAUGCAGAUGUUGGCCGAUGCUGGCAUCUAUGUCAUCUCCGAUCUCUCUGACCCGUCGGAGGCGAUUGACCGCAGUGAUCCCUCCUGGGAGACCACGCUCUACAGCCGCUACACCAGCGUGAUUGACGCCCUGGCACCGUACAACAACACCCUCGGCUUCUUUGCCGGCAAUGAAGUUUCUAACACCGUCGGUACCACCGAUGCGAGUGCCUUCGUCAAGGCAGCGGUACGGGACAUGAAGGCGUACAUUAAAGAGAAGGGAUACCGCUCGAUGGGAGUCGGCUACGCGACCAACGAUGACUCCACCAUCCGCGUCAACAUGGCCAACUACUUCGACUGCGAGUCAAGUGACGAGUCUAUCGACUUCUGGGGAUACAACAUCUACUCCUGGUGCGGUGACUCUUCCUACAGCGAGUCCGGGUACAGCGUUCGCACGGAAGAGUUCCGCAACUACUCCGUGCCUGUCUUCUUCGCCGAGUAUGGUUGCAACGAGGUCACUCCCCGCACGUUCACCGAAAUCGAGACCUUGUUCGGAGACAAGAUGAACGAUGUCUGGUCUGGUGGUAUCGUGUACAUGUAUUUCCAGGAGGACAACAACUAUGGUCUCGUCUCCGCCGUCGACAGCACCAGUGUCAGCACCAUGGCCGACUUCAAGUACUACUCUAGCCAGAUCAACAACAACGCCAACCCAUCCGGCACCAAUAAGGCCUCCUACACCCCACCAACACGGCCCUGCAAAGCUUGGCUCGCCAGCGCCAGUCCCCUCCCUCCAACCCCCAACGAGCAGCUCUGCACCUGCAUGAGCAACGCCGCCUCCUGUGUCGUCAAGGACUCCGUCAGCAGCGACGACUACAGCGACCUUUUCAGUCUUAUCUGCGGCUACACCGACUGCACCGGCAUUGCUCGCAACGCUACCACAGGCAGCUACGGCGCCUACGGCAUGUGCACCCCCAAGCAGCAGCUCAACUUCCUCCUCAACAAGUACUACUCCGAGCAGAGCUCUGCGUCCUCCGCGUGCAGUUUUGGUGGCUCGGCCACUGUCACCUCCGCUACCAAGGCGACUGGUGCCUGCAGCUCUCUCAUGAAGGAGGCCGGCACCGCGGGUACUGGCACCGUCACUUCCAAGCCUACCGGCACCGCUGACUCGUCCGGCUCGUCUGCUUCUUCGACUAGCUCGUCUGGUGCGGCUGUUGCUCUUACGCGCGGCACUGCAGUGACUGUUGGCUUCUUGGAGAUUGGUGUGUACGCCAUCACUGCGCUUCUGACUGCAGCCGGCAUGGUCAUGCUAUAA
Molecule: messenger RNA, 1593 nt
Organism: Aspergillus novofumigatus IBT 16806
Lineage: Eukaryota; Fungi; Ascomycota; Eurotiomycetes; Eurotiales; Aspergillaceae
Product: glycoside hydrolase family 72 protein
Exons: 6
Coding region: 1-1593 (530 amino acids)
Biological process (GO): fungal-type cell wall (1->3)-beta-D-glucan biosynthetic process
Cellular component (GO): fungal-type cell wall; cytoplasm
Molecular function (GO): 1,3-beta-glucanosyltransferase activity
Source: RefSeq, a predicted model, not a curated record